AUGGCGCUGGUUCUGGAGCAGUUGGUUCCGGAGCCUGGGCCCCUGAAGUGUCUGCGGCUAAAUCCAGACGUUCCCGUAUGGGUUUCCAAGCAGCGCAUCCUCUGCAUCCUGAACCACAGCCUGAAGGACGUGCUGAACUAUGGGCUCUUCCAGCCCGCCUUCAACGGCAGGGCCGGGAAGUUCCUGGAUGAGGAGCGGCUGCUGCGGGAGUAUCCCCUGAACCCAGACACCCCCGUUCCCUACCUGGAGUUCCGGUACAAGAGGCGUGUGUACACCCAGAGCCUGCUGGAUGACAAGCAGUUUGCCAAACUCCAUACCAAGGCAAAUCUGAAGAAGUUCAUGGAGUACGUGCAAAUGAUGAACGCGGAGAAGGUCUGCAGACUCCUGGAGAAGGGCCUGGACCCCAACUUUCAUGAUCCAGAUACUGGAGAGUGUCCCCUGACGGCGGCGGCACAGCUAGAGCAGGGCGCUGAGAUGAUCAAGGUGCUGCGCAAUGGCGGUGCCCACCUGGACUUCCGCACGCGGGAGGGCAUGACCGCGCUCCACAAGGCCGUCCGGGGCCGCAACCACACUGCGCUGCUGACGCUGCUGGACCUGGGGGCAUCCCCGGACUACAAGGACAGCCGGGGCCUCACGCCGCUGUACCACAGCGCCAUGGUGGGGGGGGAUCCCUACUGCUGCGAGCUCCUGCUGCACGACUAUGCCAGGCUGGGCUGCGUGGACGAGAACGGCUGGCAGGAGAUCCACCAGGCAUGUCGCUAUGGCCAUGUGCAGCACCUGGAGCAUCUUCUCUUCUAUGGAGCUGAUAUGACUGCACAGAACGCCUCAGGAAACACUGCUCUGCAUAUCUGUGCUCUCUAUAACCAGGAGAGCUGUGCCCGGGUUCUCCUCUUCCGUGGGGCGAGCAAAGAGAUUCGCAACUACAACAGCCAGACUGCGUUCCAGGUGGCCAUCAUUGCAGGAAAUUUUGAAUUGGCUGAAAUCAUCAAAACCCACAAAGAGUCCGAUGUUGUGCCUUUCCGAGAGACGCCCAGCUACACGAAGCGGCGCCGGCCUGGGCUGUCCGGGACCCCUCUGGCUCCUGGAGAGACAGGGCUCGUCGUCCUCUGCCAUCUCCCCGCCUCAUUUCGUGGCCCCGAGAGCUGGCGAGUGCAUCGCUUCCACGUCGAGCUUGUCGUUGCUAUGACAAUGAUCGCAUCGUGCCAACGGCGCGGUGAGGUGGCGCGCUGCGGAGGAGCCAACACCUAA
Molecule: messenger RNA, 1248 nt
Organism: Tinamus guttatus (white-throated tinamou)
Lineage: Eukaryota; Metazoa; Chordata; Aves; Tinamiformes; Tinamidae
Source: RefSeq, a predicted model, not a curated record